GAUGUUCAUUGAGUGGUCUUUGCUUUCACAGUUCUCUGGUUUGAUGUGCCAAUGGAUGAUCAUCAUUUGAAGCAGGAAUGCUACCCUAUGCUACUGAGGAUACAAAAUGAUUGACUGUUGAAUGCACUUUUGACCACUUUUUUUCGAAUUUUGAACAUUUUUCUUUUCCACUUCAUUUAAAUUUAAAAACAGUGAAUUUAAUCAAUCAAAAUUGUUGAUGAGUAAACAUAUUGGUUUUGGAGACAUUUUCUCUAUCAAUUGACAUAGCAGUGGGAAAAAAAUCCGACACAAACUCAUUACACAUAUUGUGCGUGUUUUUUAUUUCAUUUUAUUCAUUAAAUAAUUGUUAUCUUCGUAUUUUGCUUCUACAUUUAAAAUAAUUCCAUUUACAACAAUAAAGUUGUUCCUAUUUGAAUACAUUGAUUCAAGCAGUGUCAUUGAACGCACUCUCCGCUCGGCUCCGGUUUCAUACGAAUGUCAAAUGUUGCUUAUACGAUGACAAAUCAGUUCUGUGUUGUAAGCGGAGAGUGAAUAAACUUACAGUCGACUUAUCAAAGCAAAUAAAAAAUUGAUUGAAAAAUUUAAGAAAGUUUGUCUGAAAAAAUUAGUUUAUCAAAUUGAGAGUUGGUAAAAAAAUCGAGAAAAAUGGUGAAAAUGAACAUUACUUCAGCAGCCGGCGUUAUUGCCCUUUUGGACGAGCCGAUGCCGGAAUUGAAGAUUUUUGCCUUGCGCAAACUGGACAACAUCGUCAAUGAAUUCUGGCCGGAAAUUUCCGAAUCCAUUGAAAAAAUCGAAAUGUUGCAUGAGGACAAGGGAUUUGCCCAUAGCAAUUUGGCCGGUUUGGUUGCAUCGAAGGUAUUCUAUCAUCUGGGUUCAUUCGAAGAUGCAUUGACCUAUGCUCUGGGUGCUGGUGAUUUGUUCGAUGUCAACGCUCGCAGCGAGUACGUUGAGACCAUCAUUGCCAAGUGCAUUGAUUUCUAUAUCCAGCAACGUGUUGCUCUCAUUGAUUCACCAAAUGAGGCCAAGCCAAUCGAUGCUCGUCUCGAAGCUAUUGUAAACCGUAUGAUUCAGCGUUGUUUGGACGACGGACAAUAUCGUCAAGCUUUGGGUAUUGCAUUGGAAACUCGUCGCAUGGAUAUUUUCGAGUCCGCCAUCUCACGAUCCGAUGACAUCAACGCAAUGUUGGCUUAUGCAUUCCAAGUUACAAUGAGCCUCAUUCAAAAUCGUUCAUUCCGUAACACCGUUUUGCGAUGCUUAGUGAAAUUGUACCGUAGUUUGGCCGUACCCGAUUACGUCAACAUGGUGCAAUGCUUGAUUUUCUUGGAAGAUCCAUUGGCCGUAGCCGAAAUCUUGGAUAAACUCACCACCAGCAACGACUUGGACGUGCUCAUGGGCUAUCAAAUCGCAUUUGAUUUGUAUGAAUCGGCCACACAGCAGUUUUUGGGCCAAGUUUUGCAAGCAUUGCGCUCAACGGCACCCAUCCCAUCGAAGCUAGCUUCAACCUACAAACCACAAGGUACGGAACAAAGAGAAGACAAGAAAGAAUCGGAUGAAGAGCGAAAAGAAGCCGAUGAGAGUGAGACAAAGUCAGAAGACGAUGUUCCAGAGCGUGAUAUUGAGAGUUUGUCCGCAUCCGAGAAAACGCAUCAAGAGAACAUUGAGAAACUCAUUCAAAUUUUAUCGGGUGAGAUUUCGAUCGAUUUGCAACUGCAAUUCUUGAUUCGCAGCAAUCAUGCCGAUUUGCAAAUUCUGCGUUCGACAAAAGAGGCCGUUCGUGUGUCAAUCUGUCAUACAGCAACGGUGAUUGCUAAUGCAUUCAUGCACAGUGGAACAACAAGUGAUCAGUUCCUUCGUGACAAUUUGGAGUGGUUGGCUCGCGCAACAAACUGGGCCAAAUUAACGGCAACCGCAUCGUUAGGUGUCAUCCAUCGUGGACACGAGAAUGAAUCGUUGGCACUUAUGCAAAGCUACUUGCCCAAGGAGAGCGGACCAAGCAGCGGAUACUCCGAAGGUGGCGGUUUGUAUGCUCUUGGAUUAAUUCACGCCAAUCAUGGUGCAAACAUCAUCGAAUACUUGAUGGCUCAGUUGAAAGAAGCCCAAAAUGAGAAUGUUCGUCAUGGUGGCUGUCUUGGAUUGGGUCUCGCCGCCAUGGGCACUCAUCGCUCGGACAUUUACGAACAAUUGAAAUUCAAUUUGUACCAAGAUGAUGCUGUAACUGGUGAAGCGGCCGGUAUUGCCAUGGGCUCCGUCAUGUUGGGAUCCAAAGCUGAAACUGCUAUCAGCGACAUGGUUGCGUAUGCACAAGAGACGCAGCAUGAGAAGAUUUUGCGCGGUUUGGCCGUUGGAAUUGCGUUCACUAUGUACGCUCGUUUGGAAGAAGCCGAUCCAUUGGUAACCAGUUUGACAACGGAUAAAGAUCCAGUAUUGCGCAGAUCGGGAUGUUACACGCUGGCCAUGGCAUACUGCGGUACUGGCAGCAACAAAGCCAUCCGAAAACUUUUGCAUAUUGCCGUUUCGGAUGUAAAUGAUGACGUGCGACGAGCUGCUGUGACAUCGAUUGGUUUCAUCUUAUUUAGAACACCGGAACAAUGUCCAUCUGUGGUAUCGUUGCUUGCUGAAUCGUACAACCCACACGUUCGUUAUGGUGCGGCCAUGGCUUUGGGUAUUGCCUGUGCUGGUACUGGAUUACGUGAGGCAAUCGCAUUGCUUGAACCAAUGGUUAAAUUUGAUCCAGUCAACUUUGUUCGCCAAGGAGCAUUGAUCGCAUCAGCUAUGAUUUUGAUCCAACACACCGAUCAAACCAGCCCAAAAACGUCAUUCUUCCGGUCACUUUAUCACGAAGUAAUCACCAACAAGCACGAAGAUGUUAUGGCUAAAUUCGGUGCCAUUUUGGCUCAAGGUAUCAUCGAUGGUGGCGGUCGUAAUGUUACCGUCAGUCUUCAAUCGCGUACUGGACACACGAAUUUGCAAGCCGUCGUUGGAAUGUUGAUUUUCACACAAUACUGGUAUUGGUUCCCAUUGGCUCAUUGCCUUUCACUUGCAUUCACACCAACAUGUGUGAUUGCAUUGAAUUCGGAUUUAAAAAUGCCGAAGGUUGAAUUUAAAUCGGCUGCCAAACCAUCGUUGUACGCAUACCCAGCGCCAAUGGAAGAGAAAAAGGCCGAAGAACGUGAAAAAGUUGCUACCGCCGUUUUGUCGAUUGCCGCACGUCAGAAGCGCCGUGAAACAAUCGAUAAACGUGACGAAGAGAAAAUGGAUAUCGAUGAAGACGUGAAGGAGGUGAUCAAGGAGUCGAAAGCUGGUGAGGGUACCUCAAAGAAAGAUGAUGCCGAGAAAUCGGACAAAACUGAAAAGGCCGGUACAAGUGAAAAAGACGAAAAGAAGAAGAGUGUCAAAGUUAAAGAGGAACCGGUUGCAUCGCCAGCCAGCACUUCAACUGCUGAUGAAACCAAAGACAAGGAACCAUCAGCUCCAAAAGAGCGCAAAGAACCGGAACCAAACUUUGAGAUUUUACAAAACCCAGCCCGUGUUAUGCGUCAACAAUUGAAAGUAAUCAGUAUUGUUGACGGUCAAUCGUAUGUUCCGUUGAAAGAGGUUACGAUCGGUGGCAUCAUUGUUACUCAACGCACCGCCAAAUCGGGUGAUACUGAAGAGCUCGUUGAACCGAUUGCCGCCUGUGGCCCAAAGGGUGACGACGCAAAAGAGCCAGAGGCUCCCGAGCCAUUCGAAUAUAUUGAAGAUUAAAAAUGGAUAAUCGAUAUGACCACUCGAUAUUCACGACUAAAACAUAUUUAAACUACUUUCAAGCACCGCAUAAUCUAAUCAAUUUUCAAAUUAUUAUCAUAUUCACAACUUGAUGCAUUGUUCUUUACCUUAACCAAUAAAUAAUCCGAAUAAAUUGAUGUUUGCAAUUAAAAAAA
This is a messenger RNA of Sitodiplosis mosellana (orange wheat blossom midge), 3920 nucleotides long. It is a transcript of the gene Rpn2, whose product is annotated as 26S proteasome non-ATPase regulatory subunit 1. Gene Ontology annotation, biological process: proteasome-mediated ubiquitin-dependent protein catabolic process; regulation of protein catabolic process. Bases 646 to 3744 code for a protein of 1032 amino acids. Gene Ontology annotation, molecular function: enzyme regulator activity. NCBI's taxonomy places the organism in Eukaryota, Metazoa, Arthropoda, Insecta, Diptera, Cecidomyiidae. The record is from RefSeq and is a predicted model, not a curated record. The transcript is spliced from 7 exons. Gene Ontology annotation, cellular component: nucleus; proteasome storage granule; proteasome regulatory particle, base subcomplex.